AUGGAGGACGAUUACUUUUCUAUCGACGCGAUUCUGGCUGAGAAUCAAAUCCAUAAGUCAGCAAUCGUUCAGAUUCCUUUGUGGCUUGUUUAUGCCGUCGUUCUAUCGGACUGGGCAGAUAUGAUCAUUCCCCCCGCGUUCAACGGGAAAGUCCGCAAUGCACUCAGAGCAGAACCUCGUAGUGUUCGGCUAUCGUCUUUGGUGGGAUCAGGUGGUCUAUGGUAUGGACUGGGGAAAGCAAUCAUGGAAUUGCUGGAUAAAAAGGAUGAACUGUCCGACUUGCUCACGAAUACGUUCAAUGUACGCUUAGUGGAGAUCGUCGACCAGGCGCAACACUUCGGAGCCCUGGCCCAAGCUGGGGGCACGGGUCCGGCUGGCGACGCCGCUCAACUAUUCCGAGAAGGACUAGAUGGAACGGAGCGUGAGCUAUUUGCUCUCGCUCAAGAAGGUGCCAAAAGAAUGAAGCGAUGGUACGAAGAAAACGACAAGAUCCGGUGUGUCCGACGACAUGGCUUCUACCAGAGGUCGUGUGGCUGUGCAGCCAAGCUGAUUCCCGGUUACGGUCACAUGAUGCAUGUUUGGAAACACGACUCAGUGGCGGCCAUGAUACCAGCACCCGCCCCCGCUCACAAGCGCUAUCCUCUCGCUCCUACCGACACCAAUGCCGCUGCGCCACAAUCCCCACCCCUUCCUCGCCAGAACAGCAAGACAACACCUCCCUCUCCGCCCAGGGUCAUCGCCGACAAGCUAGGCAAACAUCAGUUCCAGCGUGUCGGAUUUCUGGGAGAGGGUGGCUUUGCACGAGUUUACGAAGUCAUGGACUCCCAAAACAAGCGCUUUGCAUGCAAGGUUGUUACUAUGAGUUCCCUCAAGACCAAGAAAGCGAAAACGAAACUCUAUGCGGAAAUUAAGAUUCACCGUUCACUCUCACAUCCCAAUAUCGUCCACUUCAUCGACUGCUUCGAGGGUGAUGACAAUGUAUACAUGACCAUGGAACUUUGUCCAUCUGGUUCCCUCAUGGAUCUUCUCCGCCGGCGAAAGCGAUUCACCGAGCCUGAAGCCCGUUUUUUUAUGGUUCAGCUCAUCGGCGCUUGCCACUACAUGCACAACCAGUCCGUCAUUCACCGCGACCUAAAACUCGGCAACCUCUUCCUCGACAGUCACAUGAACAUCAAAGUCGGAGAUUUUGGGUUGGCUGCCCUCAUCGAAAGUCCCGGCGAGCGCAAGAAGACUAUUUGCGGCACGCCCAACUAUAUUGCUCCGGAGGUCCUAUUUGAUACCGCCAGCGGUCACAGCUUCGAGGUCGAUACGUGGAGUAUCGGUGUUAUUCUGUACACACUGGUCGUGGGUCGGCCGCCAUUCCAGACCAAAGACGUCAAAGCCAUCUAUCAACGCAUUCGGAACAACGAUUAUGCCUUCCCAUCGCCUCCGCCCGCCAGCCCAUCGGUCCCCAGUCGUAACCUGAUCGGCGACAUCCUGACCCCCGAUCCACAGAUGCGACCGACGCUGUUGUCCAUCGUAGCUCACGAAUGGUUCACGAUGGGUCCCGUUCCCCAUUACAUCCCGACCAGUGCACACGACAGCCCUCCCGAAUGGGGCAAUAUCUCGAAAGAGCGCAGCGACUACAACCUGGCAAAACUGAAAAAAUAUGCCGGCCUCGACGGUCAAGAAGAAGCCGCGACAACGAAUGUCGAACCCAAGACGGCGGCGUCAACCAUCGCUCGUCAAGAAUACGAGUUCCAGAAAGCGGUGCAGCCUGGUUCACCAAUCUCUGCCCUGCUGAGCUCUGCGCGGCAACCCCUCGUUCGCGGUGUCGGAGCCAGUCCUCUUGGGCCCUCGCACCAAACACGUCCUCCUAUUCCAGGCUACUCGUCCAACAGCACCAACGGCGCGCGGCCGGCGGGGGACGGAUUGUAUCGGAAACUGCAGGCGGCUGGGGCCAAGUCUCCUUUACGCACAGCAACCAGCUCUCGGCGAGGCUUGGGUAAUAUCGUCGAGGAAGAUUUAGCCGGAUCGGAUGCCGCCAAGCUAAAGGAGAAGCGCAAGGGCAAGAACGAGACCGAACUCGAGAGUCAGAAGGCUCGGAUUGUUGUGCAAAUGGCCCCCUCAGAGGAAAAGGUCGAAACGCGUGCCAAACCGGUAGAGCAGACUUUUAAAGCGAGUGUGCGCACUGUCACGAAGGAGCAACAAGAGAACAUGGCACCCUUCGCAGUUGCGAAGAAGCCUCGAGUGGUCUCCGAUUUUGUUGCUCCCACUUUGCCUGUCAAGAGAGACGCGGUCUCUCCAUUUAUCGCCACGUUCGAGACCUUGACGACUGCUUUUGCCUCUUAUUCUCGGGCCCGGUCAUUCCCAACUCAGCCUGGCGAGGACAGCUUGCAGGACGAACGUGUCUUCAUCGUCUCAUGGGUUGAUUACUGCAACAAGUAUGGGAUGGGCUACGCUUUGACAGACAAAAGUGUCGGGGUACACUUUAACGAUAGCACGAGCCUGGUUCUCAGUGCAGAUAAGAUGCACUUUGACUAUAUCACGCCAUCCCCUGAAGCUGCUGGAACGUCUGCUCUGGCUGCCCCAAUCGCACAGACCGAGUCUUUCACCGUAGACUCGUAUCCGACGUCCCUCAAGUCCAAAGUAUAUCUCCUCAAGCACUUCGAAGGAUACAUCAUGGAUCGCCUUUACGCCGAGUAUCCUUACACAUAUUCAGACACGAACAAGAAAACGGGCAUGUCCUGGGUCAUCAAAUACCUGCGCAUGAAGCAUGUGAUUGUCUUUUUGAUGAGCCAUGGUGCGCUCCAAUUCAACUUUUACGACCACUCGAAAGUAGUCCUCUCCUCGAAUGGACUGCUGGUGACACACAUCGACAAGAAUUAUGAGAUGACCAAAUGGACGCUCCGCCAAGUUAUGCGGUACGGAUUGAGCGGGAACGCCGGUCUCGAUAAGGACAAGGCAAAACUGCUUACGAAGCUUAUUGACAAGCUGAAGUACUGCAAGGAGGUUUUGGCCAGCAUACAGGCUGCCAGUGGAGGGAAAGAGCUUAAGGAGGGGGAAGAUGAAUAUCAGUUGACCACUGAAACCGUCGAGCGCAAGAGCUCCAAGACCUUCGCCAACGACGAGGGUGACGAUCCAUCGCGUGUCGGUGCCGCCUCAGACCCUCUGCUUGGCGAAGACCUGGACACGAUGGUCAGCUUCUGGGACUGCGGGCCGGGUUUUGCGAAGGAGUCGCAGCGCGCAGCAUCCCGUGCGCAGAACGCGCGCUCGGAACGCAGCGUUCUGACUGCCAUUCGCCAAAUCGGCACAUGGUGCGACCAGUUCUCGCCCCCCAAAACCAUCAGCGAUAUCGCGAAACAGCUUUACAAGAGCGCUGACGAUGAGAAGCUGCUGCGUAAUAAGCCUGCCGACGCCGUGAUAUGCGAGUUGACAAAGGCGUCGAAGAAAUUGCUCGGGCAGUGCUGCAAUGCUAUCCAGAAGACGCUGGACUUGAACAAUGGUUCAUCGACGUCAACCACCCAGGCUGGUGCUGAGGCGCUGUUGGCUCGAUAUCGCAACCACCUAGACCUGCCGCCGAACGUGCAGUCGAUCUGUGAGGAGAUUAUCAUGAGGGCCCGCAAGUUUGGUAUUGCAGAAGGCCGGACUCCGUUGUCGAUCGCUGGUGGUGCGAUCUACUUCACGUGCAAUCUCACGGGCAAGUCGAUCCGCGACAUUGCUGAGGUGACCAAAGCCGGCGAGCAUACAAUAAAACUGGUAUAUCGGCUAUAUUGGUCGUAUCGAACGAAGUUGGUGAGAAAAGAGUGGAUCGACGAAGGGAGGGUGGAUUUGAAUGGCCUUCCGGACGACUCGACAUAG
Messenger RNA from Mycena citricolor, 3840 nucleotides. The record is from the annotation of a GenBank genome assembly. NCBI's taxonomy places the organism in Eukaryota, Fungi, Basidiomycota, Agaricomycetes, Agaricales, Mycenaceae.